UUUCUUUUUCUAAAUCUUUACUGUGUGACAAUAUGUGGAAACCUCCUGAUCAUCACACUGGUGUCCUACAGCAAAAACCUCCAUUCUCCCAUGUACUUCUUCCUCUCACAGCUUUCUGUAUCAGAUAUCUUACUGGCAACUGAUAUUCUUCCGAACAUUCUCCGCACAAUUUUGAUGAAGGAGACCAUCAUUUCAUUUUCUGAUUGCAUCUCCCAGUUCUAUUUCUUUUGUGUUUCAGAAACUUCUGAGUGUCUUCUACUAACAGUGAUGUGUUAUGACAGAUAUUUGGCCAUCUGUAAACCAUUGCAUUAUACUCUAGCAAUGAGUUUUCAGCUCAGCUGUAUAAUGAUUAUCACAUGUUGGGUUUUAAGUGUUUUAAUAGUCUUGGUUCACACUUUAACAAUAUCACAGUUACAAUUCUGUGGUCCUAAUGUCAUUGAUCACUUCUUCUGUGAUCUUGACCCGAUCCUACAGCUCUCUUGCUCUGAUACUACUAUUGUUCUACUCGAAGUGACAUUGUUGAAUUUUGUUUUUGUUGUCAUUCCAUUCUUUAUUAUCAUUGUAUCCUAUGUGUAUAUUAUAAUCACCAUUUUUAGAAUUCCAUCUAUUACCGGCAGACAGAAAGUAUUCUCAACAUGCAGUUCACACCUGACUGUUGUUUGUAUCUAUUAUGGCACUCUUGUUUGUGUUUACUUGGUACCUAGUAAAGGACAUUCAUGGAACAUAACUAAGUUCCUGUCAUUGCUGUACACUGUAGUCACACCUCUGAUGAAUCCAAUGAUAUAUAGCCUAAGAAAUAAAGACUUGAAAAAAACUGUGGCUAAAAUCAUAAACCACUGUCUGCACUUGCAUUUCAGUAAAUAA
Molecule: messenger RNA, 864 nt
Organism: Nanorana parkeri
Lineage: Eukaryota; Metazoa; Chordata; Amphibia; Anura; Dicroglossidae
Product: olfactory receptor 1468-like
Exons: 1
Coding region: 91-864 (257 amino acids)
Biological process (GO): G protein-coupled receptor signaling pathway
Cellular component (GO): membrane
Molecular function (GO): G protein-coupled receptor activity; olfactory receptor activity
Source: RefSeq, a predicted model, not a curated record